Messenger RNA from Chaetomium fimeti, 1009 nucleotides. RefSeq lists its product as uncharacterized. Lineage: Eukaryota; Fungi; Ascomycota; Sordariomycetes; Sordariales; Chaetomiaceae. The record is from RefSeq and is a predicted model, not a curated record. The coding region runs from base 122 to 787 and encodes 221 amino acids. The transcript has a single exon.
CAAAUAAGUGGCGACGCUACCUCCACUUACCUCCUUGUAUUCGGCCCCCACAUUUCCUUACGAUCACAGCAGGUCGCUGCCACCAGGCACACCCGAGGCAGACUAUUCGUAUAUCGCUCGAAUGGUGGCGGAGAUGGGUAGUCUCGCCGGCGGCCCUGACAGGUACUAUGAUCAUAGCAACCUUGAGGUAGUUCCCAACCAGAACCACGGCAAUGUCGCUUUCAACAAGAACGACAAGGUAGCCUUCGUUCCCUCCCACGAACAUGACAAGAUAAUCGUCCCACCGCAACCCUACGACGACGCUAGCCACUACCACCAAGCCAACCCUAGCCUUUGGCGCCCACAAACAACACUCGCCCAAAGCGGAUCUGCAUGGUAUGGAGACGCUGGGGCAUCGGGAGGAGAUAUGGGAACAGGGAAGAGAGAGGGGAUUAGAAUUCUUGGCUUGAAGAGAUGGGUCUUUUUCACUGUUCUGGGGGUCGUCGCCUUCGCUGUGGCGAUCGGCGUCGGCGUUGGCGUCGGCGUCGGCGUAUCGACACGUUCAACAAGCAACACAGAAGCAGCGGCCGCUGCCUCUUCGACAUCGGACACCGCCGCCAUUUCCACCGCCUCCACCACCUCGAUGAUGACGCCGGGACCUGCAACAAGCCCUGUCCAAAGCACCACCGCAACCUCGGCGUCGCAAGCUUCCACCUCCGGAUCCUCGACAUCUUCAGCGCCGCGAAACACCCCCUCCCGACAGGUGAUCGGCGGCGUUAACGGACGGUGUACUGAUAAUUGGGGGUAGCGAUUGCAUCUGUUUGGAUGAAAACGUCUGCGAGAGCAAUUGGAACGGCACAGCGGAGACCGGCCGCAAGCCAGACUUCCCCUGCCCCGACGACCCCAUUUACGUCAAGGCCUGCUACGUUCAGCCCUGCAGGAACGCGUCACAGCCAAGUUCUCGGUGUUUGUGGAGGGAGGAGUGUGCCGAGUUAGAUCCGGGUAAGUGAAGUUCUUGCUCCAGCCAUAG